This is a messenger RNA of Polyodon spathula (Mississippi paddlefish), 2500 nucleotides long. RefSeq names its product KAT8 regulatory NSL complex subunit 1-like. Gene Ontology annotation, cellular component: NSL complex. The record is from RefSeq and is a predicted model, not a curated record. Lineage: Eukaryota; Metazoa; Chordata; Actinopteri; Acipenseriformes; Polyodontidae. The coding region runs from base 734 to 2446 and encodes 570 amino acids. Gene Ontology annotation, molecular function: histone acetyltransferase binding. The transcript is spliced from 4 exons.
GGCGAACAUAGAGCACACCGUUUCCUCGCUACCUCUCCUCCACUAACCUUGCUUCACACAGCCGCGAAGCCCCCUCUAGUGGAUAUUGCUCGGACUGGCGGCUCCUCAGCUCAGCUCUGGCGGUGAGAGGGAGGAAUGUCUCCCGCCGCGGCUCUACAACUCUUCUUGCCUGUUUUGUCAGACUAGAGAAAUCGGAGGGAGAGGAACGAGCCGCCAUUUUCCGAGCGUCGCUCUCUCUGAAACAACAACAAAAAAAAAAUAAUAAUACACCAGUUUAACCGGGAAAAGCCAACCGGAGCCGGACGGGAACCUACUGGAAAGAAAGAAAGAAAGACGCGAGUUUAAGAAUAUUGAAACCCGGACAGAGCCGGAGCAGAAAGGACCCGCUUUAUUGUUCUAAAUAAUUUAAGCCCGUUUCUGUCUCGUUGUUGUUUCGCCCAUUUCGCGAUUCCGAGAGAAACACGGGGCUGAUAAAACCCGGACCGGGUUCGCCGGAAACCGGAUCCCACCCGAACCGGAUUCCGUUAAAAGGGUGUUCACCCUGAAAUUGAUUUAUUUGCUCAUAUUUUGGCUUAUUGCUUUUCAUUUUUCUCCAAACGGCGGGGAUUUGUUGCUGAAAUUCUCCCGGACUCUGCGCCCGUCACGUGGCUGUCCUCUGCUGAGGCAGUGAGUGAGUGGUGUGGAGCUGGCCUCGGCACUGGGAAAGGCCACAGCGCCCGUCUCUCUGCACUGCAUGGCUGCAAUGGCUCCCGCUCUUACCGACGCGCCAGCCGAAGCUCACCACAUCCGCUUCAAACUGGCUUCCCCGUCCUCCACCUUCUCCCCGGGCAGCGUGGAAAACAACAGCAACGCCAGCAACAUCCUGAUCUCCAGCAACGGCACCAGCAAGCACAAGGCCAUCGUCUCUUCUGCGGAAGAGCGCGCCCUCGACUUCCGGGGCAACCCCAAGAAGGAGGAGCAGCAGCGGGGCAAACUGCAGCCGCUGGUGGCCUCUUACCUCUGUUCUGAUGUGACUUCAGUCGCCACAACCAAGGAGUCUAGGAUACUGCAAGGAGUCAUUAUUAAACAGAAGGUCCUUAAAUCGCAUUCUCUUCUGACCCCGCCCACCAUCUUCAACAGCAGUGAUAUCCGGGCUGAGCUGCUCGCCAGGCAGCACCAAGCUUUGGAGUUUACUGGAGAGAACCUUAAAAUGAUGAGCGGCAGCAGCCAGCCAGGGCCAGUGAAUGGUCUUGCUAAGAAACUUGCCAGAUCCAUGAGUACCUCUGAUCGGGGCCCUGCAGCUCCAGCUGUGGUCAAUGGAAGCAAGCCCGGACCCUCGGCUACCCCCGACACUGAGGCCUGUCCCUCCAAGGAGACCGAUUCUGGGGAUUUCAAAGCCAGUUCAUCCAGUUGCACUCUUCUGAAAGGGUGUAUUGCAGAUGAGCAGCCACCUGGGAACUUGCCUGCAAAUAACUCUGAUCAGUCUGCUGCAGCAAACCAAUUGGACCUCGCAGUAGGGCAAGUAGAAGAUGUGGGAAAUGGGAUAUCCACAGACCCCACAGUGAGUUCUGUUGAUUUGGAAAGUGCGGGUUGCAGUGGCAACAGCCAGGUAAAACCCAUUCCUGCAUCUGACCCCAGUCCCUUCAGCACUUUGGACGCUGAGAUCCGCGCUAGGACCCUGCUGAACCAAAGCCGGCAAAGCGAGAUCGAGAACAGGGUCCAGCGGCUGCGCAAACGCCUGCAGGUGGUGCAGGCCAAGCAGGUGGAGAGACACGUUCAGCAGCAGCUGGGUGGGUUCCUGCAGACUAGCUUCAGCAAGCUGCCCAGUCUGGACUCCCUUCGCCAGCGCAGCCCCGCCGUGCUCACCCGCAAAGCUGAGGCUGCCCUUCGUCGAGCGGCCAGCGAAAGCAGCACUUCCGACGGACUGAGCCACUUCCUGAAGAGCGGCUCUGUGCCCACGGAACUGGAGAGGCUCUCUCUGAGCGGGACGGCUAACCUGAGGGCAACAGAGCAGGCCUUCGACUCGGACAUAACAGACAGCAGCUCCGGGGGCGAGUCUGACAUUGAAGAGGAAGAACUGACCAAAGUGGACAUUGAGCAGCGACACAUCUCACUAUGGAGGAGGGCAGAAGGGAGGUAUGCCAUGGAGAGAGCUUCUGUUGUGAGCCACUGGAACUGGCUGCAGGCUCACAUCUCCGACUUGGAGUAUCGAAUCCGGCAGCAGACGGACAUCUACAGACAGAUCCGUGCAAACAAGGGUUUGAUAGUCCUGGGAGAAGCUCCCCUUGCUGAGGAAGCUGGGCUGGUGGUGAAGUCAGAGUCUGCGGGCUGCAGCCAGAUUGCUCAGGUAGGUGGUGAAAAACAGCUUUUUUUUUACUGCCUGUUUAACUUACUUUACCCUGAAAGGUGCUUGAGUCUGAGCUGCUCUGGGUGGAGGUACAGUCUGAGAGCCAACAAUUUAAAAUGAGUUUCUUAAUUAUUACAUUGCAUACUUUUACCGCAUACUCCAGUCUUCAGGUCA